AGGCAGCCGCUGCAGCUGCAGCCCGUCAGCGUUGCAUGAUACAAGCUCGAUUUCGUUGGUAUUUCUCGACUGUCGGUCGGACGGGAGCCCGCCAAGGAGCAGGUCUCGUUUCGAAGGUCCUGGAAAGAGUAGAAGCAAGAAAACCUGGCUCCGCAGUGGAACCAGCGCCCAACGAACAUUCCCAGCCGCCCCGUCGUGGCUCCGUGUGUUGUUAGUAACGUCACAGCACAACAGUGGCACUGGCACGGUUACGCUCUCCAAGUGGUUGCGUGAAUUUUCCUCCAGCAUCGAUCAAACUCCAUCCCAGCAGUAAUCGUGAGCUAUUCGGCCGGAGUGCAACCAGACGCCAGGUCCACGGCUGGAUCAACCUCGACGUGAACUAUUUGGAACUGGUCAUUCGCGGACUCGGUUCUGUCCUGUGAGUGCUCCAAGCAGUGACGUGGUAUCCGUGAUAAGACGCGAUUUGCGGCUUCCUGUCUACUCGUCUGAAUCGCGACGUCCCGAAAAUCGAUAUGGGACAUGUGAAAACCUAAUCGCAAUCAAGUUUUUUUCCCAAAACUGCGAGUCCUCCCAGUUCGCGCCCAUGCCAUUCGCAUCCGUUCAAUUCGGUCUCGUUCGGUCCCAGAAGUGGACAAAUCGAUAUCCAGAAAAGGAAAUUUAUUAAUAGAAUUCCAUAAAAAUUCCGGUCAGGUGGAGUGUGAAGUCCUCUUGCUUCUACGUUUCGUCAAUAUUUCGCCAUUUCGCGCAACAGUGCUGGGACAAUCAACAAAUUAACACAUCCAUAACACGAGUGAUUCCAUUGUAAAGUGGUGGCUCAUCACCUCUCGGAAGACCCCGAGAGGAGUGCAGUGCGUGUGUGAAUGCUUCCAAGGGUGAAACACCCUUGGGAAGAACGACAAAGGCGGCAGACAACAAUACAAAAACUACCUGAGAAACGGUCGGGCGGAAUGUAGUGAAGCCUGAGAAAUUCUCGAGUGGAUUAAAGGAGUUCGUUCUGUGACGCGUUACAGCAACAGGAGGAGGGGCGCAGUAACUCCAGCACUUAAUCGGAUUCCUCGCCAGCACAUUCAUUCACUAAUUAACCUACAGCUGCAUCCGGCAUUAAGGGCAAUAAAGAACGUCGUAAAUAAUUUAGGAAGAUUAGAGGAUUCAAUAUUAGUCAACAAUCAUGACCUUGUACUGGUGGACGCAUUGGUUUUGGAUAACAGUUUUCUCGAUCUUUCAUCUAUUGGACAGCACUCACUUUGUCGGGACAUAUCCAUUGAAUUCGCCCUACGGCAAUAAGGAUUACAGUAAAGAUGAACCAUUGACAUUCCCACUGGCAGCGCAGACCGAUGUCGAUGAUGUAUUCAGUACGGAUGAGAUGAUACUCAGCAGUAUUUUUCGAAACAGUAAAGUGAUUCGACAAAAGGACACUUUACAAAAAACAAGUAGCAGCAGUAGUGCCAAGAUAAAGGAUAAUAUUGUUAUGCCACCGCUACCGCCACCGAGUGCUCUUGGUGAAGCUCAACCACAGCAACAGAUGAAAUCAAAGAAUUAUACUGCUUCGACCGGAGUAGACGAUAAAAUCAAUAGGACCAAAGCAGUAGAUGUGAAUUUAGUUAAUAGUAGUAAUUCUAGUUUAAGCACACAUUCAUCGAUUGAGGUUACUCUGUUUGAAGCUGAUGGGGGAACUGAUUCUCCAGAACAUUUGCCAAAUCCGGUGAACACAAACGGUAAUAAUAGCAACACAACAAUCGACUACGAAAACAGCAAUAACAACAAUAACAGCGCCGAAUCAUCAGAGAGGCCGACCCACAGCAAAAGCAGGUUGUCCCCUAAUUCCUCCUCAUCAAUAGCGUCACCGUCCUCGUCCCAACCGUCAUCACCAUCAUCUUCACUAUUGUUGUCAUCAUCGGCUGCAUCCAUAGAUAUCGCAGACAAUUCCAAUCCAUUCCUAAAAUCUUUUCAUUUCGAGAACAUAACAAAAGAAGAGGAAAUCAUACGAGCGGAAAUUGCUCGACAACUGGACGGUGAACGGGCACGAAAAUCAAAAGUUUUAGCUGAAUAUCGACAAGAAUUGAAAUUUAAUUUUUCCGCCGAUUCGAAAAAUCUUCUGGCACGCUCAGCGGCCAUUUCCUUGGAUGAUUUCCAUCAGGAACAAGACGAAGGCAACAUAUCGUCGGAAGCACUUUCAAUACAGAGAGCUUACAUAUUGGACGCAGGAGCCAUAUCAGGGAUAUGUUUUGCAGUUGUCGGACUAUUUUCAGGAGUCGCAUUAGCUGGCAUAGUACUGUACCGUCGAAGAUACUUAAACAAGCCACAGGCUCUGAGUGAGCCUGACUCAAGUGGAUACAUUGAUGAUAGUACAAUACGAGAUAACUCUGACGAGAUGUACAGUUUGGAUAACGAUUCGUUCCUUAAUUCUCUGGAAGCAAUGACAAUACAAAACUAUUGGACGGACACAGUGAAACAUACAAAACUUUAACAAUACGUUUGUAGAUUGUCCUUUAUUUUGACAUAUUCAUAAUUUAAUUACUAAUAGAAUUAAUUAGACAAGUAUAAACCACUUACAGCUACCUGGCAAUCAAUGAAAUUAACUAUUUGCUAAUUUUUGUGAUAUUUAACAACUGUUUCUGUUUUUAUUUCCCUUUUUACACAUGCAAACUAUACAUCAAAUGUAUAUUUAUUUUAUUAAUUAUUAUUUUACUAAGUGUUGUUAUGAAGGAAACGUGAUACGGGAUUCGGAUAGUUGUAAUUUUACUUAACGAAAAAUCUUCCACAAAAAAUGUAAAUUAGUUUAUUGUUUGUGACACAUUUAUGAAUGCAACCCUCUACCUUUAAGAUUUCUAGAGUAUGAGUAGCGAGACCAGCAGGGUUUGAACUGCUGCAAACAUUCAAUUAUAACUUUAAAGGCGAUCAGGUUACUAAAAUGAAUUUCAGAUGCGUUUUGCCAAGAAGUCAUUAGGGCGCACGCCUUCAACUGUAUAAAUUACCGAGUCAUCUUAAAUAAACGAUAAUAUCCUGGAAAACAACUUCAAAAUUCAAAUUCCGACACACCCAUGAUAUUAGAUUUGAUUUCCUACAUCAAUACUUAUUGUCAUUUCCUUACUUUUAAGUGCUCCAGUUCGCUUUUCUGCUUUUGACUCCAUUGAAAAAACGCAUCUAGCACUUAAGCAGUUUUUAUGCAGAUUUUAAAGUUUUAGGCUACAUAUGCACUUUGUAGUAGAUAACGCAAGAAAAGACAACCGCAAUUCUCCCAGCGUAUUUAUUGAACUUCGUUAGAAUGUUUUAAGUAUGAAUUCUGAGCUGUUUAGUUAUAUCAUAAGAACAGUUAAUGAGAUAGUCGUUAUUUGCCGCCAGAAAACCAAUGCAGAUUGCGAUAAUGCAUUUGCUUCGAUAGAGACGGGUAAGAAAGAAUAUGCGUUUGUAACAAAAAAAUGGCGCAACCAAACGACUUAUAGCAAGUUAACUUAUUGCUAAGAAAUGCGUUCAGCAACCACCUGCAGAUAUCAUAAAUUAAAACGGAGAAUUUAAGAAAUUACGUCCAUUUCGUAGUGAACAGAGCAUAGCCUAAAUCUCAUCUCUCAAGACGACAGAACCUUACACCGAUGUAAAUGUAAAAAAAUUACGGAAAUAAAUAUCAUUCAAUCAUUUAAA
Messenger RNA from Hermetia illucens (black soldier fly), 3639 nucleotides. RefSeq lists its product as uncharacterized. The transcript has 7 exons. NCBI's taxonomy places the organism in Eukaryota, Metazoa, Arthropoda, Insecta, Diptera, Stratiomyidae. The record is from RefSeq and is a predicted model, not a curated record. Bases 1169 to 2467 code for a protein of 432 amino acids.